AUGUCCGCCGCGGCUCUGUCUUUGACGAGUCUGCGCCCCGAGCCUCCUACGCUCGGUCUGCCGCCCCCUGAUGGCGAAGACAUCAUCCAGCCCAGCAAGGAAUGGGUCCUGCCCGCGCGGGGCAAACCAGGCCGCAAGCCAUCAGCGACGGUGCCGCCGACGAAGCGCAAGGCACAGAAUCGAGCGUCGCAGCGCGCGUUCCGUGAGAGGCGCCAUGCGUACGUGACCGAGCUCGAAGAAAAGGUGGCGCAGUUUGAGGCGCGCGAAAUGCAAGCGAACGUCCAGCUGCAGCGCCUCGCUCAGCAGUAUCGCAAGGAGGCGGACUACCUACGGCAAAGCCAGCAAGAGCUGCUCACGCGAUGCGAACGUCUUGAGCGCGAUCUUUCGACCUGCCAGCGCCGGAUGGCGUCCAUGGCUCGUACGCAUGCCUCGGGCUGUCGUCCCCCUCCGCAUGAACAGAGGCAGGGCGCGGAGCCGCUCGAGAGCAUGCCUCCCGUACCGCUCAAAGCCGUGCAACUUGUGCCGCUUCGGCGCAAGCGCGAGCCAUCGCCUCCCAUGACCUCGCUCAGCGAGGUCGACGAACGCAGUCUGGAUGUGGACUGUGGCUUUUGUACAGAUGAUACCGUAUGUGUGUGCCGGGGCCAGGCGCGACUGGACCUGGAUCCCGUCGAUGCCGGCGCAUCGUGGCCCGCCCCUACGCCCGCGCUACGCAAGACGCGCCUGUGGCACACGACGACCGCACCGCCGCCCGCGGCGCCGAGUGCCACGGCGCCCAGCGUGCGUCUUCCCUCGCGUCCACGCCCGAGGCAGCGGCUAUGGCCUGUCACGAACGAUGUACGAGCACUACGAUGCACGGGCGAUCAGCGCACCUGCCAGGCCUGUCAGUCGGACCCGGCGCUGGCGCAGUUCUGCACGGCCGUAUCGCGGCGAUGUCGACUCCCUGUAUCGAUGCAGCGGGACGACAAGGCCGUGUCGCGGGAGAGCGUGCCGCAUGCCUUCACGCGUCUGCGACGUCACCCCAACUUUUCCGCCUGGCGCGGCGGACUCGAUAUGCUCGCCGACGUCGUGGCGCGCGAUCCUAUGCUGGCGUCGUGUGUCGCCUCGCCGCCCGUGCCGGCCGCACGACAGCGCGUCGAAGCGCAUAGCAUCAUGGUGCGGAGUGACGCCGUGUCAGAGGCGCUGGAUAUGCUCAACAGGCCGGACCGACCACGCGCGUGUCCAUGCCCCUGGGCCCCCUCGCGCAUGCCAUGGCCGCGGCGCUCGUUUACAGCUUCGGUCGGUGAAUGA
This is a messenger RNA of Malassezia restricta, 1287 nucleotides long. Its product is annotated as HAP4 transcription factor. The transcript has a single exon. NCBI's taxonomy places the organism in Eukaryota, Fungi, Basidiomycota, Malasseziomycetes, Malasseziales, Malasseziaceae. Gene Ontology annotation, molecular function: transcription cis-regulatory region binding; DNA-binding transcription activator activity, RNA polymerase II-specific. The record is from RefSeq and is a predicted model, not a curated record. The coding region runs from base 1 to 1287 and encodes 428 amino acids. Gene Ontology annotation, cellular component: nucleus; RNA polymerase II transcription regulator complex.